Messenger RNA from Pelobates cultripes (western spadefoot toad), 19841 nucleotides. Lineage: Eukaryota; Metazoa; Chordata; Amphibia; Anura; Pelobatidae. The record is from the annotation of a GenBank genome assembly.
AUUUUUUAUAAGCAAGCUCGUAACGGCGGUUGUGGAUCUGUCGGUGAGUAGGUGUAGCGGAGUUUGGUACUCAUUCGGCAUAGACCCUCUGUGUGCCAGCGUGGAGCACAUCGAGCCCUGCCGGAAUCACUAUGUUCAGGCUGGUCACAGGGUAUUGUGAGCUCUUGGAGAUUAUUAUUAUUUUAUUAAUAAAGCCAGUUAAUAUGCCCAGCAAAGCUCUGAGCAAUGGAACAGACAUGUCAAUUUACAAUGGAAAGCAUGCUCUGCAUUAAAGGGAACGGAGCAGGCUUACAACUGUUCAAAAACACUGCACACAAAAAAUGCAGUCUUUGGGGACCAUUUCAUUGUGAUUGAUUUAAAGUUUGUAAUGUUUUGAGUAAAAAAAAAAAAAGUAAACUUGUUGUUUCCUUGUAUUUUAAUGUACAGGCAUGCCCAUAGUUAUUUAAACUUUAAUAUGCAGCUGUUUAGGUGAACACAGCCUUUGAUCUGUACAUUUAGUGAUGUGGGUUGAUUACAUAUUAAUACAAGUAGUGACAAAAUCCCUUUUAGUUGUUAAAGGAACACUAUAGGGUCAGUAACACAAACCUGUAUCCCUGACCCUAUAGGGUUUAACCCACCAUUUAGGUGACUUUCCCCUUAAAAGCAAUUAAAACUCGCCUUAUUUCCAGUGCCGUGCAGAUCAGCUGCUGGCACUGGCCCCGCCCCCUUGGUGACAUAAUCAGAAUUGCCCAUUUUUAGCCAGUCCAAUUAUUUUCCAUGGGGAAAGCAUUGGAUUGGCUGAUAUUGGCAAGGGUGCUGGGCCAAACAUCGUUUUGGCCAAUCAGCACCUCCCCUUAGAGAUGCAUUGAAUCAAUGCUUCUCUGAGGAAAAUUCGGCGUCCCCAUGCAGAGCGUGGAGGUGCUGAACGGCUGUGCAGCACUGAGCCAGGAAGUCCCUCCAGUGGCCACUUGGAGGUGUCCCUAGGGGCAAUGUAAACACUGCCUUUUCUCUGAAAAAGCAGUGUUUGCAUGAAAAUGCCUGCAUAUAAUGAUUAUACUCAUUAAGCUGUAGUUGUUCUGGUGACUAUAGUGUUAAGUAUCAUUAUCGGUGUUGCAGCCUUUGCUAUUUUAUUCCAACAAGGUCCCGUCCUGGUGAAAUGUCCACUUACAGGUGGUGUCUUGGGGAAGAGAGUUUGUGAACCUCUCACUCUUCUUUCCUCACUUAAUUUGUCAGGAGCCUCCGUAAGUAGGAGAGGGCAUCGAAACCACAUCCAAAAUCAAUGAGAAGGAUAUUUUAGUAUAGGGGUAUACCUCUUUUUGUUUGGUAACAAAUAUUGAAUACUCUGCACAUUGUCACUUUGACUAUGUUAUAGAGUUGUUGCAUAUCUUCCUAUUUAAAAAAAUAUAUAUAUAUUUAUAUAUGUAAUUUUCAAUUUGCAGGUUAUGUAUUGACCUCAUUUUGUAGAAAAUGGAUCUCCCGUCUAGUUCAUCUCUUCCCUCCCUACAAAGCCUUAAGGACCGCAUGCGAGAGAAGAUAAAUGGUUCUUUGAAAAAUGCUAAACUGAACACUACACUUGCUGCAAAAAUUAAAACAAAGGCAUUGAGUAAGUUGUGCUUUGUUAUAUCCCUUACUAUUGACUGUAUUACACAUUUGGGUCUGGAUUCUCUUACAAAAGAGUAUUAUUAUUUUUUUUUUUUUAUUUUUUUUUUGUGUGGCUCUGUCACCUUUUGAGUAUAUCAUAAAAGUAUAAUCUUUAUGAAAUACUCAUAGUGCUUGCGUUGGAAUUUCAUUGAAAUUCCAGCGCAAUUCUAUGAUCUCAUCAGAAAAAGUAGUGACAACUUUGCUGCCAACAUUUUGUCAAAUCCAGGCAGGUAUUGCAGGUGUUGGCUGUGGAAAUCAAACAACAUCUUCAUCUGAGAUGGUAUCUGUAGAGGUACCCAUGGUCUCCUGGGAGAUUACAGCACUGACAUGGCUCCUGGAAGAUGAAGCGCAAAACAUUAAAAAAUGUACAGAGGAACAAGAUGGUGGGUCCACGAGGUCUUCCACUGCACCUUAAGCAUUACCUUCUGAUGGGGAGGGGGGAUUGCAAAAUAUGAAGUGUCGGGUCUAUUUAGGGUGGGGUGAGUGGAACUGCUCUGCAUUCUUAUAGCCAUACUGUGGAUGCUAAUAAACAGUGUACCAAUUAAGCUUGGUUCUUUUAGUCCAUAUUGUUCCCUUGGUGCACCUUUUUCACAGAAUUGACACUUGUGAGUUCUGAGAUGCCUACGUGGCAGUUCUGAUGGAAUGUCUUGGAGCUGCAGAGAUUUUUAUAAAAAUGUACAAAUCACUGCAUUUAUAAGGCACUCUCAAAGCUAAGGAUAGGAUCAUGGUGAUCUCUGCACCAUCCGUUUUCAAUGACUCAAGGCUGUGAUGGUGCUUAGUGUGACCCUUUAACUAUGGUAUAUGAAUUCCAGUUCAACAAUUGGCAUAUUCAUUUAUAAUAGACUCUAGCCCUAACCAGAGUAACAAAAUAUGGGUUAAGACUGAGAAUGUUUGUUUGGUUUAUUAUAGGUUUCAAAAUUAUAUUUUAUUUGCCAAUAUCUAAAUACUUAUUUGGAAACUAAUUAAAUGGACCAAUGUUGUAUUGCUGAAAUAUGCGGUAGAUAUUUAAUUUAAUGAUUUUCUUUUAAUCUUCUCUGCAGUCUUACAAAUCUAAGGUAACAACAGUUUACACUUCAAUUGAUCUAUGAAAAUAAUGCUGCAGCCCAGAUGUACAUACAAAUGCCGAUCCCAAUCUGAGAAUUUAAAGCACACAAAGAGACACUAUAGUUACCAGAACUACAGCUUAAUGUAGUUGUUCUAUUGAGUAUAAUCAUUACCUGGAGGCAUUGUUUACAUUGCCACCUAGGGAUACCUCCAAGUGGCCACUCCUUAGAUGGCCACUGGAGGUGCUUCCUGGGGCAGUGCUGCACAGUAGGCACCACUGCCGUUCAGCGUCUUCACGCUGUGCAUGGUGACGCAGAAUUUUUCUUAUAGAGAGGAGGUGCUGAUUGGUUUAAACAGCGUUGGGCCCACCUUCUUGCUGAUUUCAGCCAGUCUAACACUUUUCCUAUGGGAAAGCAUUGGAUUGGCUAAAAAUCUGCAGCUCUGAUUACAUCAAGGAGGCGGACCCGCCCAGCGCUGGAAAUAAGGGGAGUUUUAACCUUUUGGUGAGGCAAGACACCUAAAUGGUGGAUUAAACACUAUAGGGUCAGGAACACAUGUUUGUGUUCCUGUCUCUGUAGUGUUCCUUCAACUGUAGGAUAGUGAUAAAAUAUCUUUCAGUUUUCCAAUGUAAAGGGCACUGUCACAGAUGUGCCUUUUGAGGCACUUUAAUGCGGAAAUGUUCAUUGUCUGGGUUAUUUUUCUUUUUUCAUCCUCUCCAGUGACUUUGCUUUCUUUAAUUGGACGCAAAACAAAUGUUACAUUUUAUCAUAAUCCUACUGAGUAGCUUUUUCUUGUAUUUUUACAUUUUUUUAUUUUUUUUAUUUAUUUUUUUUAAUUGACUUUAUUUUUGAAAGUAUACGUUGGAAGUUGUUUCCAAAGACAUGUUGCAAACCUUUAAGGACUUCAGCGGUUUUGUUGAUAUUUCAGAGAAACACUUUAGAACAGUGGUUCCCAAAUCAGUCCUAAAGGCACCCCUACUGGUCCAAGAAUUAGGCAUUACACAGUUGUGUCUAAUCCCUAAAUCCUGGACUGAUGAUAGUGCUUUGAGAACUAGUUUGGGAACCACUACCCUAAACUUAAACUCUGGAAGUGUUACAUCAACUUAUAUUCUUUUCUUUACAUGUAGAUAACUCCUCUAUGCUAAAGAUUUCUCUAAAGCACAAUAACAAAGCUUUGGCAUGUGCUCUAACGGUUGAGCGAGAGAAGGCGAGGAGGCUGGAGAAUGACAAAAUGUUUCUGCAGAAAGAAGUGAAGAUGCUGCAUUUUCAAAAUGCCCUCCUACGCCAAAACCUAAAUAUUGUGGUAUGUUGGAGAACAUUAUUGUGCAUAUAAUGGUAUAUUAUUGGGGCUGUGGAACUGUAGAUCUAGUUGAGACAGAUUGAUUGCAAAACAGGCAUACAAGCCAUUUACUUUAUUAGAAUGUUCUUCUAUUUUUAAUUUUUUGUUAAGCUCUACUGCAAAUUUAGAGCAGAAAGCACUUGGCAUGUGUGGGAAUUUGACAGAUUUUACCUGUAGUUUUCUUACUUGUUAGAUUAAAAGAUGCCAUCGGGAGCAAAUUGCAUAAAUGAAGCACUUGAGUUAUGCUCAAAAGUUGGUACCGUGUCUGUAUUCAGUCUGAUUUAGACAGAUCCACAAAUAGGGGGAAAAAAUAAAUAUCCAGGCAUACCUGAGGUUUCUUCUAAAAGGCAGUCUUUAUUUAAAACAAGGAAGUAUACAACAUUUUGGCUCCUCUCUGAGCCUCAAGACUUUUAGAAGAAACCUCAGGUGUGCCUGGAUUUUUUUUUUUAUUAUUAUUAUUAUUUUUUCAUUUGAUGUCUUUAGGAUUGGCACUCCUUUCUGGAGCACCCUGCAGGAAGUAUUCACCCCUCCCUAUUAUUAUUAAUAUUAAUAUUAUUAUUAUUAUUAUUUAUUUUUUUAUUAUUUUGUUUUAUCAUUUGUGUGUAUGCUUUUUUACUCUUAUUUCGCAAACAACUGUACUUGGAUCCACAGUCAAUCUAAAUUUUGUGUGAAGUUCAAACUGGCUAAAUUGGAAGCAUAGCUGACUUAGUGACACUAUAGGCACCCAGACCACUUAAUCUCAUUGAAGUGAUCUGGGUGCAGUGUCCCUAUUGCACUUAGUCCUUCAAUGUAAAACAUUAUUGUUUUAGAGAAACUGCAAUGCUUACAUUGCAGCACUAAGACAACCUCUAGUGAGUGUCUACCAGAGAGCCAAUAGAGUUUCUUCCUGCUUGCUAAUCGACUUUUGGUCCUCUAACUGACCGGAGGACAUCCAGCAUCCGUUAAAGGACCACUAUAGGCACCCAGACCACUUCAGCUUAAUGAAGUGGUCUGGGUGCCAGGUCCAGCUAGGGUUAACCCUUUUUUUCUAUAAACAUAGCAGUUUUGGAGAAUAUUUUAUAGUUUAUUAUAUAUAGUUUAUAUUAGGGUUAAUCCAGCCUCUAGUGGCUGUCUCUUGACAGCCGCUAGAGGCGCUUGCGUGCUUCUCACAGUGAUUUUCACAGUUAGAAGACGCCAGCGUCCAUAGGAAAGCAUUGUGAAUGCUUUCCAAUGAGACUGGCUGAAUGCGCGCGCGGCUCUUGCCCCAUGCCGCGCAUGCGCAUUCAGCCAAAGAGGAGGAGGAGAGCUCCCCUGCCCGGCGCUGGAGAAAGAGGUAAGUUUAACCCCUUCCUCCCCCUAGAGCCCGGCGGGUGGAGGCACCCUCAGUGCACUAUAGUGCCAGGAAAACAAGUGUGUUUUCCUGGCACUAUAAUGGUCCUUUAAGUCACCAUAGGUUCAAUGCUUUCCUAUGGGGAUGGCCUAGUGUGCUUGCUACGCAUGCACAUUAGGUGUACACAUCAGCACUGUGAUCGGGUAAGUAAAUAAAUGGAUUUUAACCCUGUAUUGGGAGGAGGAGGAGGAAGAGGGACCUGUUGUGUUAGGAAUACAGCUAUUUUUAGUUGACAUUUGAAAAUCGCUUUGAAUUCUCAAUUUUGUGAAUAACCCCGUAAGUCACUGCAUACAGUAUUCAGAUAAGCAUCAAGUAAAGAAAAGUGUGAGUAAAGAUUAAAUUUUUGAACUAGUUAUACAUUAUCAAAAGAAUUUUCCAAGAAUGAUAAAUAUGAUAAGUAGAUCGUGAGGAUCAAAACAAAUAUAUAUAAUAAAAUAAAAUGCUGUAGGAUCAAUUUGUUUCUUAAGCGUUAUUAGCGAUAGUAAACAGAGGAGGUCCUGUUCAGAAGUUUUCAGGACAAAUCCCCAAAUGAUAUGCAGAAAACCAAAUAGGUUUUCAAAUGCAUACAAGUAUGUGUCUCAAUAGGUUAACUAAGCGGAAACAAACAGUCCAUACAGUAUUAAAUAAAAAUUGUUACAUACAUAGUGCUUGUUGGAUACAGAACCGGCACUAGAUGAGAUUUAGUAUAAGAAAAAUUAUUCUUCACUAAAUAACCAACUCAUACAGAGGGAGUAGAGAUUAAUACGAAAAUAUAACAAGAACAUGUGCUCUAUAAACCCCCCACUUGUAUAGCUGGAGUAGGGCUAAAUGUCGAAAUAUAAAGUAUAUAAAGUCUGAUGCCCGUCUAAGCAGACAGCAAUACUGGGGAAAGGGCUCUUUCGAUAUACACUGACCACAGUAUUGCUGUCUGCUUAGACGGGCAUCAGACUUUAUAUACUAUAUACGAUCUACUUAUCAUAUUUAUCAUUCUUGGAAAAUUCUUUUGAUAUAUCAUAUCUGUUUUAAUUUGUUUCAAUAUUAAAAGUUACAUUUUAACUUGAGGGCACUCACUUGUUCUCUUUCUCUACUUUCACUACUGCUGUAGUUUACAUAGGGUUAAUCUCUUCUAAGAGUGUAUCCCUUCUGCUUCCUAUUUUCUCCAAUUUCUAUAGUUUAGUUAUACAUUAUUUUAAAGAUUUCUGCUGUACUGUAAGCAUUCUGAAAAUUAUCUACUGAAGGUUCUGUAAAAUAGCCGGUGCUCUUAUUUGUAAUGUUAUUUAACCCAUAUUAAACGUUCUUUACUUUUACAGAACAAAAUCUUUAAGGAUAUUGACCUUUUCAUGAGUAUUAACUUGCCAACUGGUAUUGAAAUCAGCAGCGAUAUGGAGGUAGGUUUGUAAUUGUAUGUCUCUUCUGCUUUGGUUGUGUAAAGCGCUAUAAACAACAGAAAAACGUAUUUGUAUUACCAAAAAUAUUGCGAUUCUAAAGUGAUAUAUAAAUAAUUUUUUAAAACUCUGCCACUAAGUGGUUAUCCAAUGAAAGGGAACACCAAAGUUCCCACCAACCUUUUAUUCCUUAGAAAACAUUUUUUGUGGUGGACGCAGAACUCCAUUAAAGGGACACUGUAGUGCCAGGAAAACAAAAUGUUUUCCUGGCACUGCAGGUACCCUCUCCCUCCCACCACCCAUCCCAUGUUGUUGAAAGGGUGAAAACCCCUUCGGUGACUUACCGGAGACCCCUGCCGAUGUCCCUCGGCGGUGGUUUCGGGACCGCCAGCGCUCCUCCUCCGCCGACGUCAUCCGGCAGGGGAGACCUAAUACGCAUGUGCGGCAAUGUCGCGCGCGCAUUAGACCUCUCCAUAGGAAAGCAUUGAAAAUUCUUUUAGUGCUUUCCUAUGGGGAAUUGAGCAACGCUAGAGGUCCUCACACAGUGUGAGGACAUCCAGUGACGCUCUAGCACAGAAAACCUGUGCUAGAAACCAGGAAUUGCCCUCUAGUGACUGUCUAGUAGACGGUCACUAGAAGAGGAGUUAACCCUGCAAUGUAAUAUUUCAGUUUAUGAAAACUGCAAUAUUUACAGAUGCAGGGUUAAGGGUCGUGGGAGUUGGCACCCAGACCACUCCAAUGGGCAGAAGUGGUAUGGGUGCCUGGAGUGUCCCUUUGAUAUUCUUGGAGGUUUAAUUGAGACCAUAUGUCUUAGUUAAAACCUUGAAAUUAUCUUCGUAGCUCAGGAUCAAAGUCAUGAACUAAUGUUAAAAUAGGUGAGCUCUGUGUAUAUGCCACUGAAUGCAGAGUUUAAAAAGCGAGCCUACAUAACUUAAGCUGAAAUAUCCAGGACCCUCUAAUAAUCAGGACUAAAAGUACCCCCACUUUUUUAAUGUCCAGUCAAGCUUAGGAAUGCUUUACAUAACAGGGCACAAUCACACCCAUGAUACUGGCACAUUGCUGUCAUUGCUAAUGUAUUGGCUUCUGAACAAAGAUACAUUUCUAACUACAUUUCUAUAGAUUACCAGAAGAAAUAUGCUCUUGACUUAGGCCUUAUCACAGCAACUAGAGCAAUUGCACUGUAGUUGCUUUGAAGUAGGCUUGGAGAACUGCCUGCUGUUUUCUAAGAAAUUGGCACUUCUCUAAAUAAACCUUUUUUAAACCCUGCCUAGUUGUCAGACAUGUCCUGAUACUUUCUGGUGUUAGGCUCAGUGGAGCUAAACAUAAGAGGCAGGCAAUUGUUCUGUGCAUCGGCUGUGAAAAUGCCUCUAAUUGAGCUGCAUUUAAGGACUGAUUGGUCAGCCACAGAAAGUCCAGGCUGGGUUAGAAGAGGAUGGCUUGCAAAGGCAGCAGACCAGAAAUUUUACAAGGUGUUUUUAGAUCUAUCCCCAGUGAGAAAUGUAUAAUAAAAUUAAUGUAUGGUUUAAUUUAUUUGGGCAGUGGAGUUCCUCUUUAAAGGAGAACUAAAAGUACCACUACAACUUGCUGUAGUAGUUAUGGUGCCAUGACUGCAUCCCUGGUAUCCAGUCAAGAUUUAUCUAAAGAAUUGGCAGAAAGCACUCAUUGGCUGAGCACAAUAACCAUUGCAGUAUACUCUCACUAAUCUGUAGUGGUUCUGUUGAUUGGUGUUUUUUUUUAAGUUGUGUUUAUCAUCCGUGGACAUGGUGAGGCCUUAGGCGAAACUCAAACAUGCGGCCCCCACUAACACCAUUAGAGGGGGGGGGAAUAGCGGUUGACGCGUGUGUGUGUUUAUAAGAAGCUGUAGAUAUACUGAAGGGCGGGUUUGCUGCGUUGGAUACAGAGAGUUAGUCUCUAUUCAUCGUUCAGAGGGUUGCAUUGUUGCGGCUCACUGUGCCGCUGCAUUGUGAGCAAUCUGACUGUUAUGGCAUAAUUUGCAAUAAACAAAUGUAAAUUUGCAAUUAUGCUAAUUUGUUUAUACACGAUUGCGGAGUAUGGUUGCCUAGCCUGGCAGUUGUGUAUACAUAAGUGCUGGUGUGAAGGGGUUAUUGGAAACCGCUAUAUUAAUUUUGGCUGGGCUUUUAAAAAUAAUAAAAUCGGUCACAAUGUGUAUUUAUCUGGCUGUGGUGUCAGUUUGGGUGACCUAGUGUGAGGGAGUGGUUAACAAAAAAGGAACAUUUUAGACGAUUCCUUGGUGGUCCAGUGGGUUCCCUCUGUCCCUGGUGGUCCUGUGGGCUGGCUCCCCGGUCUGCAGCCCCGCCGGGUACAGAGCUGCAGACCACAUGGUAAAUAUCUCACAAUCUCCAGUCAGUUGCCAUGGUAACCCAUGGCUGGAGAUCGCAAGACACUUCAGUCUGCAUCUCUGGACCCGGCAGAGCUGCAGACAGGAGGCGGGCUCUCCCACAGGGCCUCGGUCAUAUACUGAGAAUCGGACCGUUCAGUUUGGCGAUUAAGGCGGCUGCCAGGCCCCAGACAGUGCGAGGCCUUAGGCGACGGCCCCAAAUCCCUUAGUUAGAGAGCCACCACUGUUUACCAUUACCUACUCUGGGUCCUCACCUACUUCAUCUAUUGAAUGUGCUUUUAUAUAAUUGUUUGCACAUAUACCUUUUUUGUAUUUGAGACUUAGUUUAUUUCUCUACUCCACUCCAUAACUUUUGAAUUAGUUAUUUCUUUAUUUGUUCUUCUGCUCUCAUUUUUGGUCUGCAUAAGGCAUUCUGUUCUCAAAGGUAUAAAAUGAGGAGGAAGUAUUAAUGUGCUUCCUUCUUUCAGCAAUCUUUAGAAAUCCAAUCAAAUGAACCAAAAGGUGAACGUUUAAGCCAACAAAGUACAUUUUCAUCUGACGGUGACCAAGGAUUUGUGUAAGUUUGUGUGAAUGCUUAUAUUUAUAUAUUGGUGUACAUUCUAUGCCAUUUGUAACUGUAAUAAUUAUUGCAAUUCCAUCAUACUUUUUUUUUUUUUUCUUUUAGUGUAUUCUUUUUUUGGGGGGAGGUCCAAGUGAAAUUUGAUCUAUUCAUGAUGGAAGCCAAAUUGCUAGCAAAUGUUCAGAUGAAAAGUCUAUGAAAAUUUAAAAUGUAUAAAUCAAGAGAAAAUGAACAUCUGCUUUAGUAAUAUCUAUAAGGAUGGGGUGAAUUAUGGGUCCAGUAAAGUGUAAAACCGUUUGAUAAAGGUUUUGAAUCUUAAUGGGACUACUAGCACCAUGACCACGACAGUGCACUGUAGUGUAUAUGGUGUUAAGUGUUACUUUAAUUGUUUUUUGUAUAUCUGAUUUAGUCCCAAUCAGCUACUACAUGUUUGUUUCUAGUGUGGUGGCAAGAAAGUUAUGUAAUGUUUUAGUAAAAUGUUGCAUGUCUCCUCCAUACUAAAAUAUAUGCCUUUCACAUUUUAGAUUGACAGGUGUUCCUUUACGGGUUCCCUCCAGUUCUGUGUGUGAUCGGAAACAAGACAACCAUUUUCCUUUAGACUCGCUUGUUGAAAACCCUGCAAGUUGCACCACUGUUAAACGGUCAUUGAAUUCAAGUAUUGUAAAGGGCAGGUUUAAUGGUCCAGAAAUAUCCUGCCCAUCCACCUGUACAUCUCAAGGUAAUUGGUGUUCACGUUGCCAAGUAAAAAUGUAUUCAAACUGCCUACUUUCCAUAUUUAUUACUCGAAGAGACUACUAUGGAAGUAGUACUUUGUUCAUGUAUCAAUAAUAUGUCCUAAUGCAGGGGUGCCUACACUUUUUAGUGUCCUGAUCUUUUUUUUUUUUUUUAAUAUAUACUUGACUCAACAAGAUCUACCUUUAAAAAAAAAAAAAAAGCAUGUUUUCUUACAAAAUAAGUUAAAAUUCUUAUUGCGACUACUGCGUGUAUCUUUGUAUUGAAUUCAUCUAAUAAAACGUUUAAAAAAAAUGGCCCCUCUCUCUACAAAACCCAUUCCCACUCACUUACAGUAGCAUCUAUUAAAAAAAAAAAAAAACACUCAUUAUUCGCAAGCAGAUACCACUAAUGAAGGUCUGUUUGCUGCUCCCUGCUACUGACUGCAGCCUCAAUGGUCUACUGCCGUGGUGCCGCCCGCACCCAUUGUUAGAGCAGUUUGUUCACUGGAGGAAAGCAGAGAAUGUCGACGUGGCGUUGCACACCCAGCUGAGAGUCGCAUCCCUCACCCUAUGUGUAGUUAAAGAGUCAGCCGCAAUCGACCAGCAUUGCUUUUGCGAUUGAAUGGAAGAACCAGAUUAUUGUAGAGAGAAUGCAGGGGGUAGUGUGGUGUUUAAGAAAUCCAUACAGAAAGUUGUCCUUGGGGUAAAGAUGUAUUGUACAGUGGCUUUAAUUAUAUGAUAUUGACUAUAAUCACCAUUUGACAUUGACAUACAGUUUUGUUUUAGAUGGCAACAGUUUGGUGUGUGUGUGUGUGUACGCAUAGCUAUAUUAUGGACAUGACAGACUGAAUAGAGAGAAUUUCUUCAAUAUCUGCUGUAAAGAUUUGAAUUUUGUGUUUACUAUUUUUUUGUGUUAUUUCAGAAAGCCAUGCCUCUUCAAAUGAAACUCUUGGUGAUGCCAUGUCUUCAAAAGCUAAUGAAAAGUCUAAUGAUAUUCAUGAUUCACAGGAGAAAAAUGCAGUAAACCUAUUUGCUUAUGUAACAAAAAGACGGAAAUAUUCAACAAUGUCUCGUUCAAGUUCUCAAUCUUUAAUAUCUGAUUGUAAUCAAGGCAAAUGCUGUAAUGGCGAAAAUCAGGAAAGUAAUCCUUGCUCACCAACAGAGCAAGUUACUGAUACUACAUUUCAGUUUAACCUAACUUCUCAAGAUAGAAGUGAUGCCAUCACAGCAUCUUGCAAUGGUAAUAAACAAAUCUAUGGUUAUGGCCACAGUAGCAAACCAUCUCCAACAACCUGCUCAGGUUCUCCAUCUUUAAAAAUGGACAGUGAGCAAGUACAGAAUACAGAAAGAGUUAGUAGGUUUAAGGUUCAAUGCAAUCAAGCAACAGAUACUACAGUUCAAACCAGCAACAUUUGUGAAGGAGGAUGUGAUGAGUCUCCAGCAGUGGGUGGAUCUGUUGCACCAGAGCAAACCGUGUAUGAAGCAGACAUGGAAUUGACUAACACGGACUCUGCUUCCAUAGUUGCCAUUUCAUCUAAAAACAAAACUCAGACCGGCAUAACCAAAUCGGGAAUACCUGUGAAACACAAUGGGACCACUUUAAGAAGGGUUAAGAAUUCAGCACGGAACAAGACAAAGGCCACAAGUAGCCAAAAAAAUGAAUCUGAAAAUAAGGACGACAACCUGACCAAAAUCGUUUCAAAAGAUAAAACUCUGUUUGACUUCCACAUCCAAUCUCCGUGUAUUGACCCUUUAACUUCUGAAGUGGAAGAUUAUCAAUUGAGCUCUCAUUCCACAUGCUCUAAAACAGAUCACACUGCCCAGCUCUGUAACAAAUCUGAAGUUCGGAAGACCUAUUUAUUAACAGAUUGCAUUAAGCUAGAAAAUGAAAAUGAACCAGUCACCAAUAUGCUUACGGAGAAUCCAGACUCUCCUGCUAUACCUGUAUUGUCGUCGCCCAACAAAAUGUUAAAAGUAAAUUUUAAAGAAAACCAUAUUCCUCUAACUCUAGAAAAAGCGCAGGUAAGAGGAGUAAAGCGUAAAUCUUCUGAAACUACAUCUAAGCGGAAUAAUCCAAAGGGUUCAAAUGGAGCUGAAAAAGAUCGCAGGCAUUCCAAAAAGUUAGGGCGUAAAACAAGCAAGCAAACAAACAAACAGAAAGAUAAUCAAAAAUGCUUGGAGGACAAAGUGCCUUCGGUAGAAGUAGAGCUCAAGAACAUUGAGGGCAUUUCUAACAAGUUCUUGGAUAAUUUUGGAAAUCGAAACCCUUCUCUCAGAAGAGAAACCUACGUUUUAAACCAUGCACAAAUAACUGGUACUCCUGCUUCACAGUCCGUUUCAAGAGAAAAUAAAUUUAGUUGUAGAAGGGAAACCUAUGUAAUUCCUGAACCAACUCCUUUGGAAUUCAGUUUUAACUAUUCUACUCCUGAAAACGUGACUGCCAAAGGUCAACCUGGGGCCUCUGUUCCCUCAGUCAUCCCUUAUCAAGUUCCUGUUGCGGGUGUUUUGCUAGAAAAUAAUAAAGACCUAUGUGCUAAAACCAUUAAAAAGGAACCCAAAAUGCUGGAAGACAUGGAAAAAGAAAGUCUUACACAUAAUUGUGAGAUGGAGAACACAAUUAAAUGGCCCAUACAAAGUGACAUUAAAAAUUCAACUUUGGUUUUGCAAGAGGACAAGAGAAAAACAAUUAUUUUACCUAAUGCUGUAAGUAAUGAGAAAGCUACACUUGUUCGGGAAAGUCUGGUGGGCUUACCAUUAAACAAGACUCACAAGCAAAUUGGAAUGGGUUAUUUGACAAAUGAGCAAGACUCGUUUAUGCUUGACAUGGUUAGUGAAUCUGUACUUGAAACAAUGAUUGAAAGUCCAAGUUUUUUACGUGUCUCCUCUGUUACAAAUGGUGAAAACUCAUUAUUUAUAAAGGAGGGGUCCUUAGACAAUAUUGCUCUUGUAGAACUUCCUGGGACAGAGGAUGUGUCCCACCAGCCAGUGAAUUUUGGUCCCCUUGAUGAAACCAACUAUAACGAACCACAAGCCUAUGAAGGAAUGGAUGAUCUACAGUUUGAAGACUUUAACCAAAGUCUGAGCAACCAAGGAACAGGCAAGUACUGAUCAUUGUUGUCUUCACUCCAUGUAGAAUCCUUGAAUGACCUAGUAGUAUGUGUCAUCAUUUUGAACAUACACAUGUAGACACAGGCUGCAAUUAUGAAUUAAAGGAACACUCUAAUCGUAAUUUAUUUUUUUUUUAUUUUUUUUAAUGCACCCCAAUGAAAAUGUGUGCAUUUAUUGCUGCAUUUGUUCAUUUGGAUAUAUCUAAACAUUGCUUGCAAAUCUGCUUUCUGCAGCCUUUGCAAACCCUCCACUUUUUCCCCAGCAGGCAGCACGGACUUUCAGUUAAUAUGCACGUCAAAGCUUUCCUAUGGGCCUUUUCAAAGUGCUGGACAUUUUUUAUGCACCACGUGAAGACCUAAAGCUUGUUUCACAGAGUCACUCUGUGAAACUGGUAGACCGCAAAUAGAAGCUGUCUUAACCUUGCAAUAUAUAAACAAAUUGCAGUUUUUGUAAAACAACAAUGUUUUACAUUGCAGGUUUAAGGGAACAAGGACACUGCACCCUGGCCACUUCAAUGAGAUUAAGUGGUCUGGGUUCCUAUAGUUUCCCUUUAAGUCAUUUUGUUUAAAAUAAUAAUACAAAGAGAUGGCACUCACCAAAUUGCUAGGGGUAUGUUACAAUUUGAAACGCAACACCAACAGACUCCAGGCACCAUGACCAUUUCAAAUCACUGAAGUGGUCAUGGUGCUUGGAGGAACCCUUUAAAUAAUGUGAGCAUUCAUUUGAUAGGAAACAUGGAUUUUUGUGUAUGAUUGAGCUAUAUGGUAUUGUUACACAUACAGACACAUCUAUUAUAGUAGAUGACGAAAUUUUAAAUUUUCAAACUAUUAAAAAAAAAAAAAGGCCUCCAGUAUGUGCAAAUAAAAAGAACAAAUUAAAGUGUUUAUUACAGUUGGCUUCAAUUCAAUAGAAGUUCAUUGAAGUAAGUAGAAACUUUGAGCAACAUAGCUUUUAUUAAUGUCAACAUUGUGAGUGGGGUGUUUUUUGUUUUUAUACCAAUUUUAUAUUUUUUUUUUUUUUUUUUUUACAGCAACAAAACCUUUGAAAGAUUUGACAAACACCAACUUUGGUUACAUCAAACAAUCCCCAAAGGCUUGCUCAGAAGAGGAAGACCAGUCAAAUGGCUUUUCUAGAAGGCGACGUAAUCAAGUCAACUACAAAGAGCCAAACUUGUCGAGGUUGGAAUGGGUUUCCUGUGAAAUUUUCAUAUCUCUAUAAUGCAAUAGGAAUAAAGGGUCAAUCCAAGUCUGUUGGGUCUCUUUAAAGUUUAGACUGGUAUUUUAAAGAUCAUUAUUUGACUAAAAAUGAGGUCAAAAGGCAAUUUUAGUGACAUCUCCAAUGGUGGGAACACAGGCGGUUACCUAAAAUAUAUUUUGUGUGUGUGUAUUGUUGCACCUCAUAGUGUGCAAUGGACACUGGGUUAUUCAUUAACCUCCAAAGUUUCAAGAAUUGCAUCUGAAUGAAAGAAAUGAGGCAACAAUUGCUCAUCUUGAAAAAUUCUCCAACUUGGCCAUAGUCACAUCUUGUCUAUUUUACCCUCUCCGCCAAUCGGUGACUCACCAUUCACUAAACUGGCUUGGAAACAAGCUUCUCUUUUCCAAGCCAAUUUUAAUUACUGGUUAGCUGAGAGUCAUCUAACCGCUCUCAGCCAAUUAGCGGCGGCACUUCCUGAAUCUGGAAAUUCAUGCAGCCUGGGGGGAGUGGACAUCGUUGCCAGAGGCAUCUUUGGGUUUAAUCCCUUGAGGUAAGCAUGCCUCCAAGGAAGUCCUGACAACAAACCAACUUCUUCGAUUAAGUUGUUUUGGUAUCUGGAGUGUCCCUUUAAAACGUCUGAUUUACUUCAAUGCAAAUGAGAGCUGGAGUGGACACAUGAGAAAUUAGAUUAUUGUGUUAGGAAUGUAUGUUUCUAUUAUGUUAAUGCUGUAGUGUUCCUUUUUAAGGGUUACUACAACCCUUCUUAAAUGUUUUUUGCUUAUUUUGAUGAAUUAUGCCCUAUUUGGUAUUAUUUAGGUGUUUUUUCCCUCCACCCCCUGAACACUAGAAAAAAAUAGAUUUAUACUAAAGUUUUACUUACCUGUACAGAAGAGGGGAGGGAGGUAACAUCCAGACUACGCAUUGCAAGUUCAAGACCAUUCUGACGAUAGACAUAUUUUAUGCACAGAAUUGACAUUUGGCAGCCCGGAACGAUCUUCCAGGUUGCCAAAGUCAUGUGUGCUGGGAGUGCAACUAGCUCUCUGCACACACUUAACAAAAUCUCAGUAUGUGCAGUGUUUAAGUUAACAUACUGACUCCUACCACCAUGACAACUUUUAAAAAAUUUAGUAACACUCCAGUACUUUCUAUUGUUUUAUUUUUAAUGUAAGUGUUCCUUUAGGACAAAAAUAUUUACAAUAUGGAGCACCUACAUCAGUCUACAUACGUAGACUGGUUGCAGGUUUGUUGUGGUUUUUAUAAUUGUUUUUUUUUUUUUUUCUGCUACAGAAAGAUGAGGCGCGAAGAGGAAUCCAUAUCUGCAGAUCUCCAGAAUUAUCCACAGUGCAAAGGAAAACGGCAAAAAACUGUAAAGAGAAAGGUUUCUAGACAGAAAAGUGCCUGAGCGAAGAUUAGGUUUAAACUUCUACCUUUUAUUUCUUUUUUAAUCUCACUGCACGUUUUCUUCACAGAUGUUUGUCAUGUGAGGGGUAUUGAUAUUAAAAUGAGGGUAGUGCUCAGUAUGCUGAGGUUUAUAUAGGAAGCAUGGCGAGCGUGCAUGAUUUUGCAAGGUUAGGGUUACUUAUAUCGUCAGCACAAAGCCUUCUUUUUUGUUUAAAUUUUUCAGAUGGCGACCUCUAAGUCAACUCCUUUUUCAAGUUAGAAACAUAAAGGCUUUAUCUUUAUCUUUUGGUCACAUUAUAAGGACCUGUUAGUGAAAUUACUUGAAGGUGGUUACACUUUUAUCACUCCACCAUUACAUUUUAUCCAGAAGUCUGGACGUGUCCAUUGUUUAUAACUUUUCUCCUAGGUGGUUACACUGUUAUUGCUCCACCAUUGGAAUAUAUCUACAAGUCUGUACGUGUCCACUCUUGAGAUAUAAGCAUAUAGUCUGAGGGACUUUUGUUGCAACAACGAGGUAUCCUGGCUUUUGUAUAGGGGUAUUCUAACAAUAUAACCCCACAUUUUCUGGACAGUUUAGUCCACUAUAACUUGUAAUCUGGUGUCUCCAUCUUUAAAUAGCCCAUCGGACCUGCUUUAUAAUAUCUUUCUGGCGUUUAACCCACCCUCCCAAGCCAACUCCUAUUAACCAUUAAUCCGCCCCUCCCCCCCACUAUAAAUCUGUGCCAUUUUGGCUCUUUUUAAGGGCUUUUAUGUGUGUUACUGAUGUCCUGAUGCUUGAUCCUUUCUAAAUGAAAUUGUGUUUUUAUUCUCCAACAUUACAAGGGACCUUUUUGUGCCCUCUGGACUUUAAGUCCAUUGGUCAUUUUUGUUUAUAUUUUAGGUUUAAGCUUUGCCCAACAUAAUAAACGUGAUCAUAUAACUUACCUUUGUAUAUUCUUUCCAUGAAUGUGUUGUUACGAGAUCUGCAUCUCACUUAUUUAUGUGUCCCUGUUGCUUGCUUCAUAAAACAAAUCCGAUUUAAGCCUGGAAUUCUGACCGCUCAAAGCUGAAAUGUAUCUUCAUUGUAAUAAUCUAGCAUGUAAACAAAAGUGGUUUAAAGAUCUCUGUAUGCACAAACACAUGCAUUUGAGGGUACUUUCACAAGACACGCUUAUGAGACAUGGUUAUGACUGUAACUAGUUCAUGUCAAGUCAUCCCUUACAAUGUGCGAUUGUGUUGACGUUUUAAACUAUAUUUGGCAUUCAUACGAGCGGGACACGUAGUAAAUGUUGAUUAUACCAAACAAGCUUUUUAACAUGUUACAAUAAAAAUAGUAAGGCUUGUUUCAAAAUGUUGAGAAUUCAGAGGCUUUCUGUUCAAACUAGUUUGUUGGGCUUAAAGAUGACCCGUGCACACGCUCUGUAGACCCAUUAUAGAAGCUAAUAAUAUAUUUUUAAACCUAUUUCCUCUUAAUGCUCUAGAAACCAUUUUUACUUUGAGAUAGACUCUCUAAUUUAGCCUGUUCUGUUUUACUGAUUAUUCCAAAUAUUUUAGAAGCAUGAAGCAUUGCUGUUUUUCAUAUUUUCCAGCAGAUUAACUUUAUUUGGGUUUCAAAAUAUUCUUAACCAUCAAAAGACUACAAAGGUAUAGCAGUAUUAACAUAACAUGAACACUUAAAGGGAUAAUCCAGGCACAAAUACAACUUGAAUGUCUUUUGAUAGAUUUUUGCCUCAUUAAUAUGCUGUUUGUAGACAUGCUCAAAUCUUUAAUUUUUUUGCAAUGUUACACCAUAAGUCCUUAGCCACACCCCCUCAUGCCAGAAAGACUUUGUUAUCAAAGGUACACAAACAGUCUCCUCCCCAACAGCACUGAUUGAGACUGGCUGUAGACAGAGAAACUGCAGGCAGGUAGUGAUAUCCUUACUGUAUGAUUACCUGGGUGUCCUCUCCCCUUUUUUUUUUUUUUUUUCUCCCAAUUUUUAUUUUUGGGGUACAGCAUGAAAAAAAGGGUUGGGGGAGUAAAAUGCAUAAAUCCUAUACAGUACUGUCGUCUCACCAGUGCGGAUUACAUUACAUUAAGUGUAGUACACCUUAUGAUCAUUAUCACCAAUAUUGUCGGAACUUUUAGCUUGUACCCCGUGACAUUUAGUUCCCCUAGGUCCUUUUAGUGAUCCACUCUAUUUCUAACUAUGUGGAUCAAUGUGUUUUGUCUGUCCUGGGAGUCCUUGGUGAUAGAGCUUUAUGGUACAUAUGUGGGCAGCAGCCCAGGUUAUCAUUCUGAGUAAAGCCGAGUUGGCAUUGAGUGUUGAGUUUGCUCCCUUGAGCAUGUCUUAUUCUACGGGUGUCGCGGGCCUAGGUGUUUUUUUUGUUGUUUUUGUUUGUGUCUUUGGAAGAGGUGCAGGUUUGGUAUGCGCUCUUUAAGUAGGUGUCGUCCCUAUUUUAGCAGUUAGGUUGGUAUCUCCAGGGGUCUGUUUGCGUUUGGUGGACAAUUUCUGCAGUUUAACCUUUCUAUUCUAUCAAGGUGGAACAUAAGGGUUGAGAAAUAAAGAGGGGGGGGUUGUUGCUGGGGUGAAGAGGCCAUCCCUUUUAUACCACUCUUCUCUCAGUGUUAUACUCGCCAGUGUUGGCAUGGGGUUGUGUGUAGCGUAUAUGUCAGUUGGAGGAAGCAAAUAACUUUCUUUUCACAGUGUAGGGUCGCGCCAUGUUCUUGAGACUCUGUUGGUUGCGGGGUGUGCUUAUCAGUCUAUUGGGCUGGUCCCAGCUUGUCCAUCAGUCUUGGUGAUUUGUCUGGGUCUAUUUGUAGAGAGAGAGUAGAAGUGGAAAAUGGGGGGUGAGGGGGUGAUUGGGUUGGACUAAGUAUCUCUGUUUGCGGUCAAGGGUGAAUGCCAUAGCGUCUGGAUGUGGACAUUUACCCUGCUAUCUGUGGGGGUGUCCUCUCCUUCUCAUGCAGGUUGUUUUGUUGUGCAAAUAGUUUAAUGUCAUUGGCUGAGCUGUGUCUAUGGUAAACUAUAUCUUUGGUAAGGAAGUAUUUUUCUGGAGUGAGGGGGUGUGGCUAAAAGGCAGGCUUACUGUGCAACAUUCUACAAAACCUUUAUUUUAUGCAAAAACCUAAAGAUUUGAGCAUGCAAAAAAUAAAGCUAUUAAAACCUAUCCAAUGCAUUAAAGUAGUAUUGGUGCUCGGAAUAUCCCUUUAACAUAAUGGUUACUUGAUGAGUGAGCCAAAAUAUAGUGGCAGCUUCUUCUCGAGACCUUCCAGUUUAGUUUGUCAAUAUUAACAAAUUUGGGCAUGCAGCUAAGGAUGGGAUCCUGGGCUGUAUCCCUAUUUGUUGAUGUUUCUAUGUUUAUUUUGGUUCACCUGUCAUGAUGCCAUUUGUUCUAGUAAAUUGUGUACUCUUGUAAUGUGUAAGUAGUCACAUAGCCAUAAUGCUGAGGCUAGCUGGAGUUUUAUGCAAAAAAAAUAUAUAUUUUAUACAGCGAUUUUGUUUUUGUUUUUUUUUUGUUUUGUUUUUUUUAUUUAUUUAUUUUUUUAAUUCCUUUUAAAUAAAACCGUGCUGAUCACAAAAGUCAUAUCACAUCACUGAUGCAUCCAAUAACUUUUUUUUUUAGCAUCUAGAAAUUGGCAAGAACUAUAAAGUGAUUGUUUAUAUCUGUUCAUUACCAAUACUGAUUUUAUAAUUUAUAUUGGCAAGUACAGUGGCACUUCAUUUGAUUGUCUGUCUGUCUGUCUGUCUGUUUUUCUUUGUAAACAUUAGUAGCUAUAAUAAAGUAAGGAACAUUGUAAGAUUACAUGUGGU